CUUGUCGGUCCCAGCGCCUCAGUGGGCGAACCUGAAUAUCACUGCUCUAGAGUGCACCAAGCGAGCCUCCCUGCUCACGUUUGCGUCCUUCUUUCGUCGCAACGCGUAGAAGUGUACCGAUUGUGGAGAACCUUCUGGGGGUGUGGUGGAUCUUCAAGGACAAGAGCAAGGUUUUUGCAGUUUUGUUGUAGCUAGCUAUAUAUAGCUGCACCACCGCCUUGGACGUAAAAAUGUUAACUAGCUCACCUUGCUGUUACCAGCAAGCUAAUAAGUGGUCUUCCUAUUUGGGCUAUGUUAGAAAUAGCAUAAUUUAAUUGGACAAGCUAGGCACUUGGAUAGACACUGGGACUGUUUUUUUUAUUUUGAAAAUAGGGCACUGCUUUGGCUCUGCAUCAUAAACCUUCUGUGUGUAGAAUACAUACAUUUACCCCUUAGAAAAAACUUAUGUGGUUGUCGAUGAGAAUACACCUCUUACAACAUGUUUUGUUAUCCGAAUUUCAUGGUGGUGACUCAAGGAUAUGGCGUGAGUAGCUGCUGAUGCAUAACAGGAAUCUACCCAUCAUAACAUUACAUCAUCCAAUGAUGUAAUGUAGCUAAUUCCAAUUAUUGCGCCGUUUUGUGUCAUACUGUAUAUAGUAGGCGGUGGCUUCUGUAUAGAUAACACGAUAGCGACGAUGGUUAAAAAAUGGCUCUCUUGUAUGGUGCUGAUUGCUCUGCCCGCUCUUCUGGCACAUAUACACGAAAAUGUUGUUGAGUAUGCUGUAAGUGGCUAUUGCGGGGAAAAGGCCUCCCGUGUACUGAAGAUAUCUGGUGCAGUAGGUGGUGAAAUGACUUCUGGGGAUGAGACAGUUAGUUUCACAAGUCAGCAGCAAAGCAUGUCAGUGGGAAAUUUUGUGGUAUUCUUUAACGAAAUUCAAAUAAACAACAUCGGAACACAAUGCAACUAUACACUGACCAUUUAUAUUGAGAUGAGAUACCAACAACAGCGUCUGAUAAUAUCCAUUGGAGAGAAGUAUCAAGUCUUCACCAAUCUAGACUUAGUGACAUUGGCAAUGAAUAUAACGACAGGCAACUUUGUGAUUCCUCUUCCGAAAGUCUUCAGCUCAACAAGUGACAAGCUUAUACUGGUUGCUGUGACAAAUACCUGUGAAGAAACAUGGAAUGGUAGAGUA
Molecule: messenger RNA, 1172 nt
Organism: Geodia barretti
Lineage: Eukaryota; Metazoa; Porifera; Demospongiae; Tetractinellida; Geodiidae
Source: the annotation of a GenBank genome assembly